Messenger RNA from Triticum turgidum subsp. durum (durum wheat), 759 nucleotides. The record is from the annotation of a GenBank genome assembly. Lineage: Eukaryota; Viridiplantae; Streptophyta; Magnoliopsida; Poales; Poaceae.
AUGGAUCGUCGUUCUAGUGGUAUUACACCAAGGGACCUGGAGUGCAUGCUAUGUGAUGAAACGGCAGAGCCCAAGACUCUGCCACUGUCGCUCCUGGAAGAAAUCACAGGUGAUUUCUCUGAUGAGCAGGAAAUUGGUAGAGGUGGAUUUGCGGUGGUUUAUAAGGGAAAGCUUGAGAACAGGACUGUGGCCGUGAAGAGGAUGUCCAAUACGUAUAUGUACGAGAAGGAGUUCCAGCGAGAAGUUGAAUGUCUCAUGAUGGUCAAGCACAAAAAUGUAGUACGGUUUCUAGGAUAUUGUGCUGACACACAAGGGAGUAUGGAGAAGUACGAUGGAAAAUUCGUCAUGGCAGAUGUACAACAAAGGUUGCUCUGCUUCGAGUAUCUUCCUAAAGGGAGUCUGCAUGAGUAUAUCACUGAUACAUCUAGCGGACUUCCGUGGAGAGACAGAUAUCGUAUUAUUGAAGGAGUUUGUCAGGGAUUACACUAUCUUCAUCAGAAAAAUAUUGUCCACUUAGAUCUAAAGCCGGCAAAUAUAUUGUUGGAUGAUAAUUUGGUGGCAAAAAUUGCUGAUUUCGGUCUAUCGAGGUGCUUUGGUGAAAUGCAAAGCCAGGUUAUUACCGAGAACAUAGCCGGAACAUUGGGAUAUUUGGCACCAGAAUUUGGUAACGGUGUAAUCACGUACCAGUUUGAUAUCUACAGUCUCGGUGUAAUAAUCAUAGAGAUACUGACUAGGUUGUUGGAAGUUGGAGUAACGUGA